Quercus lobata is the source of this 1640-nucleotide messenger RNA. RefSeq names its product lysine histidine transporter-like 7. The coding region runs from base 1 to 1473 and encodes 490 amino acids. The transcript has 5 exons. The record is from RefSeq and is a predicted model, not a curated record. Lineage: Eukaryota; Viridiplantae; Streptophyta; Magnoliopsida; Fagales; Fagaceae.
AUGGUAGAACAAGAUUAUAGACAAGUCAUGGCUCUUCCACCUUCAUCCCCCAAUGCAAUAUUCCCAGCAGAGCUAUUGCAAACGAUAACAAUUAUAGAUAGCGAUCCCUCAAAGAGUACUAAAUCUACAAAUUUCCAAGGUUGCCAGCCGAAUCCACAGGAAGAUUGGCUCCCCAUCACUGAGUCCAGGAAUGGCAGCACCUUUUCUGCAACGUUUCAUUUACUCUGCUCAGGAAUUGGAUUGCAAGCUCUUUUGCUUCCUAUUGCAUUUGCCUCACUUGGAUGGGCAUGGGCUAUUAUAUGUUUGUCACUAGCAUUUGUGUGGCAGCUCUAUACCAUAAUUAUUCUCGUUGGAUUACAUGAAUCAGUUUCUGGAAUUCGCUACAGCAGAUAUUUACAACUUGCAAAAGUUUCUUUUGGUUCAAAACUAGGGAAGUUUCUUGCCAAAUUCCCAUUGAUGUACACAUCAGGAGGUACGUGUAUCCUUCUGAUUAUCAAUGGCGGUGGGAUCUUGGACCUCUUAUUUAAAACCAUAUGUGAAAAUGAGGCCACAUGUCAUGUCAAGCCAUUAUCAAGUACAGAGCGGUUCUUGGUAUUCACUUGCAUGGCAAUACUUAUAGCCCAACUACCCAACCUAAACUCUAUGGUUAAGGUGUCUCUAAUUGGGGCCACUACAGCUGUUGGAUAUUGUACUUUGAUUUUGGUUCUCUCAAUCACUAAGGGUAGGCCUACAAGCAUAUCUUAUGAUCAAUCUGAUGCGGUGAAAUCAAACAUGAAAAAAUUCAGUGAUAUGUUGAAUGCACUUGCGAUUAUUGCCCUCGCAUUCAGAGGACAUAAUGUUAUCCUUGAGAUACAGGGAACAUUGCCUUCAGAUCAAAACCAAACAUCCUAUAAGCCAAUGUGCAAAGCAGUGACAAUAUCAUAUAUAGUGAUCGCCAUGAGCCAAUUUCCCCUCGCAAUAGUUGGAUUUUGGGCCUACGGAAACAAGGUACCUUUUAAUGGAGGAUUGUUGAGUGCAUAUUCACAAAUCCAUGGAGCCAACACCUCAAAGUUAAUGAUGGGCUUAAUUUAUCUACUAGUAUUGGUGAACCGUUUAUGUACAUUCCAAGUUUAUGCCAUGCCAGUUUUUGACAACAUGGAAAUGAGAUACAUAACCAAGAAGAAGAAGCCAUGCUCAAAGUGGGUUCGUACUUGCCUUCGCAUUUUAUUUGGAGGGCUGACUUUCCUUGCUGCUGUGGCUUUGCCAUUUUUUGGAAGCCUAACACUUCUAUUGGGAGGUAUAGCAUUACCUUUGACUUUUGCUUAUCCAUGUUUCAUGUGGAUUACAAUGAAGAAACCUCAACCAAAUCGUGUGGUUUGGUCUAUAAACUUGGUGCUUGGUUGCCUUGGCAUUGUCUUCAGUGUUCUAAUAGUUAUUGCAGCGGCUUGGACUUUAUCUGACAAAGGCUUAAAAGCCGACUUCUUCAAGCCUUAAUGAUAGAUACAUUUGUAAGAAAUUAAUUAAACCAUUUAAACUUUUGAAAGUAUAUAUAUAGAGUAUACAUUAAGGAUUAAUUAUCAGAAUAGUCGCUUGCAUUAACUCCAAUAAAGGUUGAGGAGAAAAUUUUGUAUUUAGGAAUUUCAUAAAUCAAGUGUCUUGUA